AUGGAUGGCGAGUGUGGCGCAGUAGUGGCAUCGUUUCUGUCUUUGCAAGAGCGCCGCGACCUCCGACGAGUUAGCCGACGAUGGCUUUACACGUGCACUUGGUUGCAAUCACGUGGCAGCGAUGAAGGUGCUGUACAGCCUAAAAACUCGGUGUGGAAUCUACGCAGUCGCGCGUUUCGACACGCGUGGACCUCGUUCAUCCGCACUGAAAGCCAUGCGUUCCUGCCACACCUGCUUGAGCUGCUGCCUUCGAUCGCUAUAACGGAUACCAUGGAGCUCAAACGAGGGCUCUGUUUGUCCACGAACACAGGCCGGCGACCGUCGUUUACGAACGCUCAUGCUCGGAGCGGCUACAUUCAACAGAAGAUCAAUCGCUGCGGGAAUGUACCGAACUUGCUGCUGAGUGAAGAGCUGUGUGACCUGCGGUCGAGAUUGUUCCGAAGCAAUCAGUCCGAGUGUUGGAACGUGGCUUUAUACGGUGGAGGCCCGGCCUAUGACGUGCUCGGACUCGUCUUCAUGCGGGACUACUUUCGAGCUUGGGACGUGGAGUUUCACGCCACAAUAUACGACAACGAACCAGGCUGGAAAGGCGCGAUCGAUGCCGUGAAGCAGACAUUGGGCCAACUUGGCCAACGUAACGUCUCGCUGAGCUUCCAGCAAUGCGACAUUACGCUCGACAUGUGUGCUGCAGAGAACGACGACGUGCGCUGCUCCCUUCAGUCCACGAAGCUGCAUCUUUUCUCCUUUGUGUGCGUCGAGAAUUCCUGUCUCCUGCGUGACAGCGCCUACGUGUUCCUCCAGUCGCUCUUCUCACAAUGCAGUGACGGCAGCUACUUCAUCUUUACAGACUCGACCCAUCGGCUGUGGCCGGCCAUUUUCCACGUGGCCAACGCCAGCGCGCCCGACAGGUUUCGUGUCUCAACGCCGUUUGCUCGCAGCUGCCACUACGCUCUCGUGCUGGAGAAACUCCCGCGGUACUCGAAGGCAGCAGCAUCUACCUACCCAUUCUACACACAAGCGAUGCACAAAUUGCAAGAAUUCCAACGCCAUCAACGUCACCAUCUCGACAAACUAAGACACGAUGUCAAUGAUACGCAACACAGGAUAAAGGAGUGUACGCGAGCUAAACUGGUUGAACACGACUCGUAG
This is a messenger RNA of Hyaloperonospora brassicae, 1149 nucleotides long. Lineage: Eukaryota; Oomycota; Peronosporomycetes; Peronosporales; Peronosporaceae. The record is from the annotation of a GenBank genome assembly.